This is a messenger RNA of Plodia interpunctella (Indianmeal moth), 2298 nucleotides long. RefSeq names its product Peroxiredoxin 6a (gene Prx6a). The transcript has 5 exons. The record is from RefSeq and is a predicted model, not a curated record. Bases 419 to 1090 code for a protein of 223 amino acids. Gene Ontology annotation, molecular function: peroxiredoxin activity. Gene Ontology annotation, cellular component: cytosol; mitochondrion. Gene Ontology annotation, biological process: cellular oxidant detoxification; cell redox homeostasis. Lineage: Eukaryota; Metazoa; Arthropoda; Insecta; Lepidoptera; Pyralidae.
GAAAUUUAUUUUUAUAUACUGGCAAACUACGAACGAGACGAAGAUUUUCACUAACAUAACAUGUGGUGUGAUUUAAGAUUUUGCUUUUGUUGUUUUCACAAGAUAAUAAAAUAAAGUGAUGAAAACAAGGAGAAUAUAAUCACUUCACCUGCGGUUAAUAAAAACAUAAAAGAGCAAAGCAAAAAGGUUAUCAUACAGAUACACUUGACCACUCAACACAGUCUGGCUGUUUCCUACAAAUAAUUUGAAAAUAAAAUAAUAUAUUGAUUGACAUGAAAGAGACUUUUGAAAUUAGAAUUGUUUGAUUUAUAUUUUAAAUUUUACAAAUUUGCCAAGUGUCAAUACAAGUUAAAAUUUUGGUGUCUAUUGCGAUUGCGAUCAAUCAAUAUUGCCGGAGUUCUUACUUUAUAGCCACAAAAUGUUCAUGCUUGGAGAAGCUUUUCCUAAUUUCACAGCCAAUACUACUGAUGGGGAAAUAGACUUCUAUCAAUGGCUUGGAGAAUCUUGGGGCAUUUUAUUUUCUCACCCAUCAGACUUUACCCCUGUAUGCACUACAGAGCUUUCUCGAGUACUUAAGUUAUUGCCAGAGUUUCAAAAGCGUAAUGUUCAAGUAAUUGGACUUUCUUGUGAUUCUGUGUCAUCACAUAUUGAGUGGUGCAAAGAUAUCAAAUCAUAUGCAGGUGUAAAUGAGGAUGACAAGUUUCCAUACCCUAUCAUUGAGGAUAGGGAUCGCAACAUCGCCAUGAAGUUGGGAAUGGUGGACAAAGAUGAGCUGGACAAGUCAGGGAUGCCUCUCACUGCUCGAGCUGUUUUUAUCAUCGACUCUAACAAGAAGUUCAGGCUUUCAUUACUUUAUCCUGCUACUACUGGAAGGAACUUUGAUGAAAUUUUGCGCGUGAUUGAUUCCCUGCAGUUGACUGACAAAGCGAAGGUCGCUACCCCUGUUGACUGGAAGAUAGGGGAUGACUGCAUGGUGUUGCCUACGAUCCCUGAAGACCAAGUUCCGAAGAUCUUCCCUCAAGGCGUCACCGUAGUUCCCUUGCCGUCUGGCAAAAACUAUCUCAGGAAAACACCGUGCCCCAAAAUAUAAUCUCAGCCGACGUUCGUUUUCCUGUAUUUUUUCAAAAUUUUUUGGUCUUAGGGAGCAUUUCCAUUGAAUAGGAGAUGAGCGCAUAUUUCCAACAGCCAAUUUUAUCGAAUUAGGGCGUAUUUUGACUGCGCAUUUGCUUUCUUUUUACUUUAGUGUGCACCUUCAUCACUGCCUAUUGGCCAUUACGCACCAAGCUGGCCCAAUGCCGAUUAAUAUUGUAACAGAGUAAAGGACCUACAGAGGAAUGUCUCGUUAGAUACUGGUCCAAGGUCUACAUAGUGUAUUCUUAUGACGUCAUCAGACGAUGAUACACUCGUAUGAGACAGAUUAUUAACUUAAUUUUACCAUCGCUUUAUUGUCCAAAGUCAUCAUCAGCAGCCUAUCCCACUUUAUGUGGAGUCGGUACAGCAUGUCAGUCUCCUUCACUUCCUUUAUUGUCCAGAGUGUUCCAAUAUAAACACUUGCAGAUUAAUACUGAUGCAAUUCGGUGUCGACCAAAUAGACCAGAAAUAGAGGGCUAACAAAUGUUAGUUUGAAGUAAUCACAGACUAAACUAAAGAUUUUAGUUAUUAUGGUCAUGCCAUGUAUUACAAUGUGUUCAACAAUUUUCCCGAGUAUAAAGACUAAGGUACUGAUGUGUACACACAAUGUGAAGCAAUAUUUGUCUAGAAUUAGUGAGGGUCGCGUCGUCACCCUUUCAGCAUGGAGGUACCAUUUAAGCGCGAGUGAAGCCGCGUAGAUGAUUGUCCUGUGAUGAGAUGGGCCAUGUAAACAGCAAAUGUUAUAAGCGGCGGCGUUAGACAUAACAAGAAGCUCUCUCAUCAGAAUAGUCGCUCGUUUCUCGCUUCUGGAGUCGAUAACAUCAGCUUGCACAUUGAACCCAUGCUGUGAUUGCAUCUCGCCUCAUCUUAUAAUAAUCUUACGACUGUAUCGGCAACAAAAUAGACUGUCCCUGUUAGGUUGGAUAGCAAAGCUUAUUCAAUUAUACAUUAAACACAUCACAUUAUUGCAUAUUUUUGACAAUUCAUACCAAGGUGAGGUCCGAUGUGAAGGAGAGUGGACAAGUAAAGCCUCCUAUUGGCGACCUGCUUAGUUAUUCUUUGAUGAACUCAUCUCUAUUUCAAAGGAAUCCGACCCGUUCAACUGUUAGUGAUAUUAGGGUUAUUAUUCCGUUGAUAUUUACUACAUUAAAGAUAAUAUUUUGUUAA